Pyricularia grisea is the source of this 1548-nucleotide messenger RNA. RefSeq lists its product as uncharacterized. The transcript has a single exon. Lineage: Eukaryota; Fungi; Ascomycota; Sordariomycetes; Magnaporthales; Pyriculariaceae. The record is from RefSeq and is a predicted model, not a curated record. Bases 1 to 1548 code for a protein of 515 amino acids.
AUGUCAUACAACCCGUAUAUGGGCUUCGAUGUCAACGAAUACGGUGAUUAUGUAUCUGACCAGCCGAGCUAUGAACAGCCGAGUGGCUCAGCAGCGCCCGCGUAUGUGAACCCAACAACCCUUGGGCUACUGUCACUUCCGAACACAUCGUCUGGAAGUGGUCAGAGUCGCACUUCAUACGGCGGACAGCCUUACUCCUCACGCGGUGCCUUACCCCGGACCUCGAGAGCUGCAGUCUCAUCGGACCCAGCUCCAUCUUCUUCUCGCAGCCGCCAGCGCUCAUCUCAAAAACCAACUGGAUCGUCUUCCACAUCUGCGAAGCAAGCUGUAACUUCCACGGCUUCUAAACAAUCGUCACGGAGUGCCUACCCACCAACAUCCAUGUCUGCAGUUCCAUCGGAUCUUUCAGGACGCCCUUCCUCCCGUAGCGGCUAUCGCUCGUCGACACAGCAAGCUGCAUCAUCUUAUACGACUAAUGAUCGACUGGCGCGUAGUGCUUACCCACCUACCUCCAUGUCUGCAUAUCCUACCGAGACUUCAUCCAGACCUGCCUCACGAAGCGGACGCAGAGACUCCUUAUACGGCAUGUAUCCACCCAAAUCCACGACGUCGUGUGACCCCGAUGCUCCAUCUAGAGCUCUCUCAUGGAGCGAACGCAGGGAGUCCUUCUCCGAUCUGUUUCCAGCUACACCCAUGUCUACGUUUGAUCCGUUUGGUUCGUACGAACCCGAGACUCCAGGUAGGUCCGUCUCGCGAAGCGGACGAAGGGAGUCUGUCUCUGGUCAGUAUCCACCUACUUCCAUGUCUGCGUACGAUACUGAGCUUCCAGCUAGAUCUGCCUCACGGAGCGGGCGCAGGGAGUCUGUUUCCGGUAAGUAUCCACCCACAUCAAUGUCCGCCUAUGAUGCCGAGCCUCAAGCUAGACCUGCCUCACGGAGCGGCCGCAGGGAAUCUGUCUCUAGUGCCUAUCCUCCCACCUCAAUGACCGAGAACUGGUUCGAGGACCUGUUCAGGCCUCCUUCACGAUCCGCUCAGGGCCAAUCAUCCGACAGCUCGCACCCUUCUGUGCGUAGUUCCCGGACCAGUGAUCCAGCUCCGAAUAGAUCAUCUCGCAGCCACCGUCGAUCGACCGAAGCUCCUCCGCGUCCCAAGAGCCCCAAACCCUCCAACAGGGAUGCUUUCGGCUCGAGGUACAAGACUUGUCCGAAAUGUGGCCUUGGCAAGUUGAGGGUUUCCUCAAUGACUAUGUGCCGGACAUGCGCCGAAGAGGAAACACGGGGCACUCUUGGCGCGAAGGUGCCUAUGUCUUCGUCGACGACUCCAUAUCGGCCGGUUGUCAACCUUUCCACCUCGGGUGCGUCUAGGGCUACCCCUUACCCCAUUCCGACCUUGUACACUGACACUCCCGUCCUCGGUGGAACCAACCCAUAUCGGGCUAGCAUGGUCGCACCACGCGAUACUCGCCGUUGUCCCUGUGGUCGACCAAACUACGACAACAAGUCAAUAAUGUGUCUGUAUUGCCAGAUGCAUGGUCUUGGUCGAAAUUGA